AUGCCUGCGCACAUGUGGUCCCGCCGAGACUCCUGGCCGCCCACCCAGCUCCGUCUCCGCCUCCCUCGCGCGUCUUGCGCACGGAGCGAGCCUCGCCCUCUUCUCGACGACAUUGACGAGAACCCGCUGACCUACUUCCUUACGCCCGUCGAAACCGACAAGGACGCGGACGCCCUGACCGCCGACGACAUGCUCCAGUUCGACGCGGGCAUCCGAGACGCCAACCGGCCCCGCGGGACGGUCCGCUCCGUCAGCCCGUCCACCCUCGACGGCCUGAGCAAGCUGCGCGCCAGGACCGUCUCGCCCGACCUCGACUCGGAUGCCCUGACCACCGACGAGGACGAGGACGAGGUCGACGGCGACGACUACUGCGACGACGACGAGGACGACGAGGACGACGGCGAAGACUACGUGCGCUUCUCGCCGCCCACCGCGUCCUUUCUCUCGCCGUUCAGGGCCGUUUCGGCCGGGAGCGUCCGGCCGCGCAUUCGCAAGAGCCCGCCGUUGGGCCGCCCGGCCGGCGGGUUCCUCACGCCGGCGGCUUCGUUCCCCGCGCCAUCAUCGUCGUCGUCGUCUUCGCCGCGCGGCAGGCCCCGGCAGGCGCUGACGAGGAGCUACUCGGCGGGCAGCAGGCCGGCACCGCGGGCCCGGCGGCUCUGGCGCGAGCCCAGCCCGGACGUGUGGUCCAUUUCGGAGGAGACCGAGGAGGACCUGAGGGUGGAGGCGUCCGGGGACGGCUGGCGUCUGCAGGACAUGGUGGCGAAGCCGAAGAAGAAGGUGCGCUUUGUGCUUCCCGCGGGGGAGUAG
Molecule: messenger RNA, 807 nt
Organism: Ustilaginoidea virens
Lineage: Eukaryota; Fungi; Ascomycota; Sordariomycetes; Hypocreales; Clavicipitaceae
Exons: 1
Coding region: 1-807 (268 amino acids)
Source: RefSeq, a predicted model, not a curated record